Molecule: messenger RNA, 934 nt
Organism: Bursaphelenchus xylophilus (pine wood nematode)
Lineage: Eukaryota; Metazoa; Nematoda; Chromadorea; Rhabditida; Aphelenchoididae
Source: the annotation of a GenBank genome assembly
AUGCCAGAAGUCGGCCGUCACCAAAAAACCUACUCCGUUCGCCCAGUGGAAGUUGUUCGUUCAGCUAGUGCAACCUCUGUUUCUGAAACACGAAUCGAUCUCCCACCCGUACUAAACGGCAAAUCCCCUAAGGGCCGACGUCGGUCCAGAUGUCUAGACUGUUAUGUUGUGCUUUUGGUCGGUUUUAAUCUACUUUUCUAUACUGUUUAUGAUAUUUUUAGUUGACCAUCAGCACCGUAUUCCUCUUGACUGGAGCUAGUCUGAGUUUUACCGAGUUCAGAGAGGGGAAAGUGGUGCUUUUGCUGGGGGCCCUCGGCCUCGUUCCCACCAUUCCAUCUCUUUUUCUCCUAUCCAGAAGAUUAACUGACCCCAAUGAUGGUAAGACGAUCACUGCAGAGGAUCUUAUAUAAUGUUACAGUAAUCCAAGUGUACUGUUCGUUGUCAUAUGCGGUUGGAACUGUCUGUAUUUUGAGUAUCUAUCAUGUCUGGAAGGUCGAAGGAUACAAGAAAAACAAGUUCACCAUCUUUUUGAACUCUCUCUUCGCUUUGUUACUCUUCUUGAGCAGUCUUACUGUGCAGUGCUUUAGAAUUACUGAGGUCAAAAGUAAGUUCGAAAAUUAAAAAAUAUAUAUUUUUAGAUCAAAGUGAGAAAGAGAAAAAUGGAAAUUUGAAGAAGGAGAAGAGCCCAGAGAAGAAGGGAAAGAAAAAGCAGAACAAUACGAAGAGUGAAGAGAGCCAAAAGAAGGGGAAGAAGAACAAACAGAGAAAACCCGAAAACAGAAACAAGUCUUCAGUAAGUUGACCUAUCGUUAAAAAUUACAGUCAUGUAAUUACAAAAUGUUUUGACGAUCCCAUUUUUUAAUUUCAGAAAUCCAGUUCCAAAUUCUCGGCUAAAUCCAUGAAAUCCUCCGUAGAAAUCAAUAAAUGUUUGUAA